Molecule: messenger RNA, 927 nt
Organism: Triticum dicoccoides
Lineage: Eukaryota; Viridiplantae; Streptophyta; Magnoliopsida; Poales; Poaceae
Product: ribosomal protein S19, mitochondrial-like
Exons: 4
Coding region: 75-512 (145 amino acids)
Biological process (GO): translation; ribosomal small subunit assembly
Cellular component (GO): mitochondrial small ribosomal subunit; ribosome
Molecular function (GO): RNA binding; structural constituent of ribosome
Source: RefSeq, a predicted model, not a curated record
UAAGGAAGGUUUGCUCCUCCUCUUCCUCUCCGUCUCUCCGGUCUCCACGCCCGCCGCCGCCGCCGCCAGCAGCCAUGGCGAUUGCUUCUCUCAUCGCCUCCAGGUUCGCCAGGUCCGGCCACGCCCUCCCUGCCGCCGCGGCCGCGGCUAUCUCUCAGGCGCCCAGGGCCCAGCACGCCGCAUCUCCGCUGCUCUCCGGCUUCGGACCUCUCACUCGCGCCUUCAGCUCAAGGCCUCUAUGGAAGGGAGCGUUCGUCGACGCUUUCCUGCAAAGAAUAAAGAACAAGAGGGAGAAUCUCAACGGCAAGAAGAUCUGGUCUCGCAGGUCUUCCAUCCUGCCGGAGUUCGUCGGUUCCUCCGUGCUCAUUUACAACGGCAAGACUCAUGUCCGUUGCAAGAUCACCGAGGGGAAGGUCGGCCAUAAGCUUGGGGAGUUUGCUUUUACGCGCAGACGCAGGCCCCAUCGGGCCAUUUUGGCGAAGGGCGGUCAAGGAAAGGGGAAGAAGAAGUAAGAAAAAGGAAUGUGUGUGCGUCAAAGGUGGGUUUAGGGACGGCGGGAUGAGGGCCUAGUCGAAGCACAAGCACUUGAAUCACCUUAAUUUUCUGGACUGUGUUUCUUUCUUACAAGAAUAAUUAUAGCAGAAAGAAUGUUUAGCUCAUCUUACUUGAAGAUUUUCCAUGGACUCUGUUUGUUUACUCUGCUAGUGGUUCCAGCAUAACUCUAGAGUACAUCUAUUCACUGAAGGCAUUGCUCUUUGGCCUUACUGAGGUCUGAUGCCACAACCUGCCAAGUGUCUUUACACCUGGUUCUAUGAGUGAUUGUAAGUUUUGCUUCAAAGGUUGUUUUCAGCCAAAUAGUCAUGUGUAUCUUGCUACUGGAUUUGUUAUGACCGGGAAAUUCCUGUUGGAUAGCUACGUGCGCGUGCA